GAAAGGUAGUCAGGGCGCUCAUGUGGAAGUGUGCCACUCUAUUUGGGAAAGCAGGAAGCACGCAAACUGACGCUGGAGCUCCAGAAGCGCGCAAGGACCUUUAAAACCUGCAAACUGUAACUGCAAACACUGGACAUUGCAUAAGGACUUAUUUAAAACACUUUACCACGUGCAUUUACUACAGGGAGCGGUAGAUUGGGUGCAAUUACGUGACGUGUCACAGCUGUUGAAAAUAUUAAAUUUAAAUUGUUUAAUUUAAUUUGAGAAAACCUCCGACAAGGAAGACGCAAUUUGGACAUUUAGAAUCGUUUUGUGGAAUAACUGCUGAAAUUGGAUGGACUAUUCGGGCGGACUACUGUUUGGAUUUUCCUUCAAUUAAACUUGUCUUGGCGUUCGAGAUGAGUUAUUUGACGUCACUGUUACGAGUAUUUGCCGCGGUGCAGUUGAGCCUUUUACCUGGACAGAGUUCUUCGUUGGUCAAUGUAAACAGCACUGAUAAAGUGAUGCUGUUUCAGGAGGUUUGGGGGAAGAGCUUCUGCCGCACUAUAGAGAAGCUGGUGGAGGUGGUUCAGGAGUACCCAGGGGAGGUGGAGCACAUUUUCAGCCCCGCCUGCGUGCCAUUGGUCCGUUGCGCUGGUUGCUGUGGCGAUGAGAAUCUGGAGUGUCACCCUACGCUCACUUCCAACACCACCAUGCAAUUAUUAAAGAUUAAGCCAGCAGAGCAGGGCCAGGAAUAUGUGGAGAUGACCUUUGUGGAGCACAAAGCCUGUGAAUGUAGACUAAGAAAACCUACAACAAAACAAGACAGAUGGAAACCCAGAAAUAGAGGGAGAAAAAGGAAGGAGAAGCAGAAAGCCAAAGACUGUGACCGGUGUCAGCCUCCCCGCAGGUAAACGCUGUCUCGCCAUGAUGCCAGUCAAUCACGCGCAUCCGCCCCUCUCUGUGCGACCCUCACCAUGGUCAUCAUUCACUCCUGGAUCCCGCCACCUCUCCACACUCCUCGAUCCAGGCGCAGAGCUGUAAUGGUAGAGGGGCUUCUGUCAGCACACGGGGGAGCUUCCAGUCAUCCAUACCGAAAAACUGCUGCACAGCUCUUACUGAAGAAAAAAACAAAACAAAAAACAACAGCAGGAGACCAAACUUAAAAUCUUAGACUGACGUCAACCCUUUGGACAUUAUCAUAAUAAUAUAAUAAGAUAAUUAUUUUAUUGUUUAAUAGUAAUAUUAUUAUUAGUAGAAGUAGCAUAGUUACAAUAGCGACCAGUCUUCCCUCUUAUUUAUUAAAAUCCGCUGAAGUAAAACAGCUGCAUUCCAUGAUUAGGGAUCAACAAAGGCAUUGUGUAUUUGGAAAGAAGUCUAGAAGGAAUCACACAAUGAAAAUGCCAAAGAUGUUUUCAUCUCUUUACUGCUAUGCAAACUAUAUUACCCUUUAAUUAAGCGAAAACCUCGUCAGACGCUCAUACGUGAUGCUGUGGUUAAAACUCCAGACUAGAGCUUCUGUGUGAGUUUAGCACUAUGGCAAGCCUUUUUAGCAUUCAUUUUCCUUUGGCUUAAUGCCUUAUUUAUCAGCAAUCACCACAGCGGAAUGAACCGCCAACUGUUCCAGCAUAUGUUUUAUGCAGUGGAUAUCAUUCCGGCCACAACCCAUACAUACACUCUCUCACUGACAUUCAUUCGCUACAGCAUCUUUAAAUUAUCCAAUUCACCUUUACCGUACGUGUUUGGACGGUGGGGGAAACUAGAGCAGCCAGAGGAAAUACAUGCGAGCACAGGACAACAUGCAAACACACAGAAAUGCCAACUGACCCAUCCGUGUUUUUAACCAGCAACCUUCUAGCUGUGAGGCGAUAGUGCUAACCACUGAGCAACCAUGCUGCCCGCCAUUUUAAAGUUUAAUAUUUUAAAUACACUACUGUCUAUUUUCACACUACUAGUACUUACUUUUUAAGAUAGUACCUUUUCUAUUACAUAUUCAUUAGCUACUUGUACACAUUCUUUAGGUACUGAAGUGAUUUUUUUCAUCACAGACCAAUGGUAGCGCAAAGAUGUUUAGGACCAAAACAAACUCCAAAAUGUUUGCUGCAAAAAGAACUUUGUUUUGGCUGGAUUUUGUUCAAAAUGAUGUAAUUUCAGUUCUUUUUUUAUUUUGUUUGAAGUAUAUCGGGGCCCUUACUUCUUAGAUAAUAGUCUUUCCUGAUUAGCAAUUAGUGCUUAUUUAGUACAUGCUAGUACACAUGUAUUGGUAGUUCUAGUACUUGUAGUAAAUAAAUAAAUAUAAACACGUAAAUAAGUAAUUAAUUAAUCUACUAAAUAAGUAAUAUCUAUAAUACAUACUAAUAUUAAUCAAAUAGGUAAUAGGUCUAAUGCAGGGGUUCCAAACUCGGUUGCUGGAGGGCCACAGCCCAGUACAGUUUAGUUCUAACCCUGCUUCAACACCGUAACCUUCAUUCAUAUUUUUUUCGGCCUAGUCCCUUUAUUAAUCUGGGGUCGCCACAGCGGAAUGAACCGCCAACUUAUCCAGCACAUGUUUUAUGCAACGGAUGCCUUUCCAGCUGAAACCCAUCAUUAGGAAAAACACACUUAACUGUAGGUUUCAAAAAAGCCUGAAUCACAAAAUUAGUUUGAUCAGGUGUUUUUAAUUAGGGCUGGAACUAAACUGUGCAGAGCUGCGGGCCUCCAGGAACUAAGAUUAGCUGUGUCUGAAAUCGCCUACUUCCAUACUAUAUAGUACGCUAAAAUAGUAUGUCAGUCGAGUAGUAUGUCUGGAUUCAUAGUAUUGGAUAAACAGUAUGUGAGAAGUACCCGGAUGACCUACUACAUCCGACGAGAUUCUGAAGUGCGUAAUCAGAUAAUCGAUACGCUAUCCCACGAUGCACCAUGCAAGAAUUUAUGACUGGGAGUGAAGCAACGCAACUGACCUGGGUAGAUCAUGUGAUGAUGACAAAUUGGCGCAUGUAGUAUGUCCGAGUUCUAUUCAUACUACUGACAUUCUUACUGUAUAGAAUGUACUUUUCUAAUGGCUGAAUAGUACGCUUCAAUUCAAAUGCAGUACCUACUGAGUAGUAGGUGAUUUCAGAUGCAGCCUUUGUCACCUAUGGCCUAAAAUAUCUAAUAUCUAAAUACAAAUUAAUAAUAUUAGUGCAAUUAACAAACAAUAGUAUCUGUUUACAGGUAAUACUGUCUAUCAAAUGAGAACUAGUAUCGAAUAAAAGGUGCACAUCUAAAAAAAUAAGUUCUAGUACCUAAUGAAUAACUAUUAAUAUACAGAUAAAUGGUAGUCAGAAUGAAUAAUAGACCUCAGUGACACAAAAGUCAACAAUAAUAUUUCAUUUGUUACUAGUGACAACAGAAUAUUUACUCAUCUUGGCUGAAUAAAUGUAUUGAAGUAUGUUUUAUAGAUUGAUUGUUAAAACGGCUUGCCAUAUUCUUCAAAUAAGUGGAUUGACAUACUGACCUCUAGUGGCAAUAAUGAAAGACUUAAAAACACUCGCAAAGUGUUUUUGGAUUAACGUUGUCCUGAAAGUCAUUCCACAAGAAUAUAUAUCGUUUAAAUAUUUACGUUUAGGUAGAAAAUAAAAGAUUUAAUGUGUGCACUGUGUGAGGACAAAGACUUUGCUCUGAAAGGACCAGUCAACAUGAAACGAGACAGACGUUCAAUCAUGAUUUGAGUGAAUGUUGAUGCUUUUUAUUAUUCUUCUGUCAGUGAAAGUGAAUGAUUUCCUACACUUUGGACUCUGUAAAGUGCGGGAACUGAACCAAAGAAGCAUUAUUAUCUAUGCUGCUGACUGAGUGCAGGGCCCUAAAUAUAAAUGCAAUAAUUUUCACUAAAGGGCUAUUAAUUGCCAAAGUAUAAAAAUGUUGUAUGUUUCUAAAAAAAAUACUGUUGAUAUGUAUGAAAACUAUACAAAUUUAAAAGUACCUUUCGUUAUAGA
This is a messenger RNA of Danio rerio (zebrafish), 3932 nucleotides long. NCBI's taxonomy places the organism in Eukaryota, Metazoa, Chordata, Actinopteri, Cypriniformes, Danionidae. The record is from RefSeq and is a predicted model, not a curated record.